CUCUCUCUCUCUCUCUCAUCCUCUGUCCGAGCAAAGCCGCGCUGCCUCACAUGGACCCGAGACUUUAACAUCGCAUCAAGACUCUCUCAGCAGUUCCUUUUCGGAAAGACGAACGAGAAGUUCGAUCAGGUGGAGCAAAACGCCAAAUACCUCUUCAAAAGGAUCUUGCGUACGCGUUUCAGCUGAACGAAGAGAGCGGCUGGUUUGAGGAGCGCGGACGAGUGCCAUCCUACGAUUUCUUUGCGAAAGACUUCUUAAGAGGAAUAAUGAGGAACAUUUGGAUAUUCCUGACACUUUCAGCAGCCGCGUGCUUGUCCAGCGACAAGGUACUGGUCUCUGCUCAGUCUCCUGCCUCAACCAGUGACAUCUAUUUGGAUGACCAGCAAUCCGGUGACUACCCUUUAGAUGAUGAUGACUUCACUUCUGGUUCAGGAUCAGGCUCAAGUGAAACAGAUGACGAUGAAGACACUUCCACGGUAAUUGUGCGGUACCCAGAAUUCAAAGCGGGGUCUACUCAGCAGCCCGUCUACAGCAGCAGCCCCAGCUCAGAGUCCUCCUUUUCCAAAGAGAUGGACCAAAUCAGCAUAGACCCAUUCAUUGAUUCAGAGAUCUCUGACAAUCAGACAGAAAAGCCCCAGGUCACUGUUGAAUCCACCAGCUCACCGAGUGUUGUACAAGAAGCUGACCCGCUUCACGAGGUUCGCACAGAAAAUCUCUUCCAAAGGACAGAAGUGCUGGCAGCUGUUAUAGCCGGCGGAGUGAUUGGCUUCCUGUUUGCCAUCUUCCUCAUCCUCCUUCUGGUGUACCGUAUGAGGAAGAAGGACGAGGGAAGCUACGACCUCGGGGAGCGCAAACCACCCAGCUCAGCCUAUCAGAAGGCUCCGAGUAAAGAGUUCUACGCCUGAACGACCAACCAUUGCCAACAGUAACAUCGUUAUAACAGCCACCUCCACUCAAGGAGUAAUGGUGGAUCGGUAGCACAUCGAGGGGAUUUUUUUUUUUUUUUUUCACGGGGAACCUUUACUUAUUUAAAAAUGUAACAAAAAAGUAAUUUUGCUUCACAAAGCCAACCGGGGCUUGUAUUUUCUUUUUUGGAAUCAAAAACUUCAAAGAUUGUUUCUCUAUGGGUUUUGAAAACAGUUGUUGUCAAUGUAUGAAGGUAAAUCAUUGCUCACAGGUUUUAGUCAUUGACUACUUUGUAACAGUAGAGGUACGUUUUAUUAAAGAACAAGACAAUUCUGGGAUGCAAAUCCUGGGUUAUAUCUGAUACCUUUAAUUUUCCACCGAUCACAUUUCAGUAACUUAUCUCAGUGUGGAAUUUAUGAGUAACUUCAUUUUCAUCUCAUCAUUUUUGCAAAGGGGUUUUCUCCCUUGGCUUGUGCCAUUCUGUUCUUCAGUCAAAAUGAAUGUUUGUAUUUCCGUCUGGCCGAUAUCAUUCAAAGAUCACAAACUGUUUCAGAAUGUUUAAAUGUAUUUUGUUAUAUUUCAUGUUUCUAAUGUAGUUGGUACAGUGUUAAGUCCCUAAAAGUUCAAAUUCUACUUUGCCAGAAGCCAAGAACACAUUUUUCUGUAAUCGUUCUCUUUAUUCGCGUUAACACUCACGCAGGGUAAAAUCUCUUAGAAAAAUAAGUUGUACUUGACUGUACUUGACUGAAAGUCUGCAACAUCACCAUUCAUAGCACUGCAGUCAUUUACUUAAAUUAUUGAAAUGACUUUAACCAUUGUGCAAGUUUGCAUUGCGCGAAAAAGCGCAUCGAGGUCAAGAACGUUUUGUUUUUUUCCACAUAACUAUUUGAUGCCCACUUACCCAACGCUUGGAAGGAAAAAAAUGUUCAUUAGAAUAAGAUAUGGAUUUUUUUAUAUGAAUUCAGUCUUCGUUAUGAACAAGCGGAAGAGUCCAAGAAUGAAUCUUCCAUGACAAGUUAACAUCAUUUAUCCAGUAUAAGUCGUCAGUAUUACUGAUUUUUAUGCCCACACUGUUCUCAAUCAACACAUUCUCAAUGUUCACUGUUGACUGGAACCCUAAUGAAGGCCAUUUUUCUUGAUUUCAUAAUAUUAUCCCUCAUGCGGAAGCAGCUUUUUGCUCUCUUUUUUGCUCUCUUACGUUUCUGACUCGAGCAUAUUCUGCUGAAUGUCUCUGACCUUCCAAAGACUCAAACAGUGUUGUUAACAGUGAUGUCGAUGAAUAACAUGUAUCACAUCUGCUCAUUUUUACUCUCUUCAUGUGCAUUUCCAUUUCUUUAAAAGGCCUGACCAUUUAGAGUCAACGGCGUCUCUGUAUAUGUUAAUAUACAAUAAUUUAUAGAAUAUAAUUAUUUAUAUACUACAUAUUAUAUGUAAUAUGUUAGUUAAAAAAUCUAUGAAAAUGUAUAUUCACAAAUGUUUUAGAAGCCCUUGAAGUGCCUACUGUUCUGAAACAGUUCUACAGGGAUUUGAGGACAUUUGUGCAUCGGAAUGAUGUUAAAAGCUGGAACUGGUGAAAUGUGAUGAGUAGUAAUGUCACAGAAAACAGAAACAGUAUUGUAUUUCAUAAAAAACACUACUGAAUAAACAUUUUCUCAUGGUAUUUUAA
Puntigrus tetrazona (Sumatra barb) is the source of this 2572-nucleotide messenger RNA. Its product is annotated as syndecan-2-A-like. The coding region runs from base 267 to 905 and encodes 212 amino acids. The record is from RefSeq and is a predicted model, not a curated record. The transcript is spliced from 5 exons. Gene Ontology annotation, cellular component: membrane; cell surface. Gene Ontology annotation, biological process: cell migration. NCBI's taxonomy places the organism in Eukaryota, Metazoa, Chordata, Actinopteri, Cypriniformes, Cyprinidae.